GGCUUGGUUGGAGAAACGCCCUAGAAAGACGCGAGGAAGGCGGAAGGGAGCGAGAGCCGCGGCCGGAGCCCAUCAGGGCCGCGCUGAAGAGCGAGAGCCGGGAGUGCGACGCAGGAAGCCCCGCCAGCCAGCCGGCCUCGGUCUUCUGCCAACUUUGCGCCAAGGAGGGUCGCCCUCAAGGAAGCGCCUCGCCGUCCGAGGGGGAGCCCAGGCUUCCCCCACCGAGGUCCCUCUGCCCCUUCCCGGCUUGCUUUCCCCUUCGGUGACCCCCGGCGGCCGUUCACCAUGAAGGCGGCGGGCGACCCGAAACCCACCUUGACGAUCAUCAAAGCCGAGAAGGUGGAGGUGGAUCUCUUUCCUUCCCCCGAUAUGGAAUGUGCAGAUGUGCCUUUGUUAACUCCAAGCAGCAAAGAAAUGAUGUCUCAGGCAUUAAAAGCCACAUUCAGUGGUUUCACAAAAGAACAGCAACGACUGGGAAUACCCAAAGAUCCUCACCAAUGGACAGAAACUCAUGUACGGGACUGGAUUAUGUGGGCCAUGAAUGAGUUCAGUCUGAAGGAUGUGGACUUCCAGAAGUUCUGCAUGAAUGGAGCUGCCCUGUGUGCUCUAGGAAAGGACUGCUUCCUUGAAUUAGCACCAGACUUUGUAGGAGACAUUCUUUGGGAACAUCUGGAGAUGCUGCAGAAAGAAGAGAUCAAGCCAUAUCCAGCAAAUGGAAUAAAUACUGCCUAUCCAGAAUCCCGCUAUACAUCUGACUACUUCAUUAGUUAUGGCAUUGAGCAUGCCCAGUGUGUUCCUCCAUCAGAGUUUUCUGAGCCCAGCUUCAUCACAGAGUCCUACCAGACUCUCCAUCCAAUCAGCUCUGAGGAGCUUCUGUCUCUCAAAUAUGAGAAUGAGUACCCAUCAGUCAUUCUUCGUGACCCAGUGCAGAUGGACUCCUUGCAGACCGACUACUUCACAAUCAAACAGGAAGUCGUAACCCCGGAUAACAUGUGCAUGGGGCGUGCCAGCCGAGGUAAACUUGGGGGCCAAGAUUCUUUUGAGAGUAUAGAGAGCUAUGAUAGCUGUGACCGUCUGGCGCAGUCCUGGAGCAGCCAGUCCUCCUUCCAGAGUCUCCAGCGUGUCCCUUCGUAUGAUAGCUUCGAUUCGGAGGACUAUCCUGUCCCUCUGCCCAACCACAAGCCCAAAGGCACUUUCAAGGACUAUGUUCGAGACCGAACUGACAUGAACAAGGACAAGCCUGUCAUUCCCGCUGCUGCCCUGGCUGGCUACACAGGUAGUGGACCUAUUCAGCUAUGGCAAUUCUUGCUGGAACUUCUCACAGACAAGUCCUGCCAGACAUUCAUUAGCUGGACAGGUGAUGGCUGGGAAUUUAAACUUUCUGAUCCUGAUGAGGUGGCAAGGAGGUGGGGCAAGAGGAAAAACAAGCCAAAAAUGAACUAUGAGAAGCUGAGCCGCGGAUUGCGCUACUACUACGACAAGAACAUCAUCCACAAGACGGCAGGGAAACGCUACGUCUACCGUUUCGUAUGCGAUCUGCAGAGUUUGUUGGGGUACACCCCUGAAGAGCUCCAUGCCAUGUUGGAUGUGAAGCCAGAUGCCGAUGAGUGAAUAGAUCCAUUUGACCAAAACAGAACAACCUGCAGAACACAAGGACUUCCUUUCUUUCCUUCCCCCGGCCAUUAUUUUCCUUUAAAAAAAGAAAAGAGAAAAGAGAGAAAAAACCUGAUUUUUCAUUGGUUGUACUUAAGAAGGGGUAGGAUUUUAAGCUUUUGAAUGAAACUGUGACAUAGGUUGGCUGGGAGGAGAAAGAAAGAACUUUCAUAUUCAAAUUUUCUUGGGGUUGUAUUUGCAGUUGAUAUUUUAGAAGUCAGGAAAAUGGAGCUUAAAUGUCAACCCUCUUGUUACGUCUAUUGAACGAAUUCAUAUGAUCUCUUUUCUUCCCGAUGUUAAGAACUGACAAUCUGUGUGCUUGUAAGACAGUGCUGUCUUUAAUUGAUGGAGAACAGUCUUAAGUGGCAACACAUCCUGUUUUACAGGGAAAACAUAUUGGAAUAACCAAGUACUGCGGUCCCAGAUAAUUUUGCAUUUCACAAGACAGGUCUCUGUUCUUAUGCUUGUCAGGGGGGACCAAAAAAAACCUCUUUUUUAAGAAAAUGUUUAAAAGAAAUGGUAUUUUAUUAAAUUUUGUGCCAGUAUUUUUUAAAAUAGUCUUAAGCUCUAAGGUGGUUUCAGUAUUGCAAUAUCAUGUGUUUGUUGUUUUGCCAGCGCGGAUUUUUUUAUCACCAUUGAGGAAAAAUGAAAUAUAGUCUAUGUAGACUCCACUAGAAAUGGGCAGAUUGAAUGGACCAGUAGCAAAUCAUGAUAAAAGUGUGGGCUAAGAACGGGGAACCCUAGAUGAAUGGAUGUUUUGCUUGAAUGCUGGACCUCCUGCACUUUAUUCUCUUAUGUCAGUAGAUCUGUGCCUCUGCUUGUGUAUUUUUAAUAAUGUCAUUUUCAUACUGAGAUUUUACUCAGAUUUUCCUCUACAUUUUAUGAGUCCAUUCAUAUCUAGGAUACUUUGAAGAAGAUUCUUGUUCCACUGAUCAGGAGUCUGGUAGCAUCUUUUCAGAUUAACAGAUUUUAUUCAAAGGCAUACGCUUUUUUGUUUAACUCUCAAAAGCAUUUUUGCCUUUUAAUAAAACCUGUUAGUCUGGAAAGAUGCUACCCACUGUGUCUGAUUUUUGGCUACCAUAAAUUAACAUGGCUCUCCUCCUACAAUUAUUCCAUUGUUGAAAAGCGGGAUGGUUGAUUCUCUUGUUGGGAGGAGAAUUCAAUUGUCCAUCUGUUGCUGCUCAUUACUGCUUCUUUCCGCAGAUCUCAGUUGCUAUGAAUGUUUCAUUCUGGAUAGUGCCUUGUAAUAGGACCAAAUCACUGAAUCUGUUUUCAGACUGAGCUGGAGAAUCCAAUUCAGUGUAAUUUUCUGAAUCAAGAUGAAUCACUAAAUUGGAUCAGAUUGAUAAUUUAAAUCAGACUGGAGCCAAUCACAUUCUGUAGUGGAGUAUUUUAUACAAAAGAAUACAGUAAUCUCUAGGAGUUCAGAAGCUCAUUUUAGAUAAUAUAGGCACAUCAAAAUAUAUGUGCUUCUGGCCUGACUUCUGAUCUAUAUGUCUACAUUCACAAGGAUGAGAAUUAAGAGUGGGUAUGGAGUAUCAACACACAUUGGGAGUCUGUAUAAUUUGGUAGAUAACUUUAAUUUGUUUUCAUUGAAUGGGCUUAAAAUAAAUCAGGGCCACCAAGCAUGA
Molecule: messenger RNA, 3284 nt
Organism: Candoia aspera
Lineage: Eukaryota; Metazoa; Chordata; Lepidosauria; Squamata; Candoiidae
Gene: ETS1
Product: ETS proto-oncogene 1, transcription factor
Exons: 8
Coding region: 286-1611 (441 amino acids)
Biological process (GO): cell differentiation; regulation of transcription by RNA polymerase II
Cellular component (GO): nucleus
Molecular function (GO): sequence-specific DNA binding; DNA-binding transcription factor activity, RNA polymerase II-specific
Source: RefSeq, a predicted model, not a curated record